AUGUUUCUCGGUGAGAAUCGUAUGGAAAUGGCGCGAACCCCCUCCGCGCAGACACAACGUUACAUGGACUUCAAAUCAAGAUUAGCGGAACAUCUACACGAGACCGAACUAACCAGUGACGCGAAGAGACUAAGGGAACAGAAGCAAGAAGCCAGACGUGCAGCUUUGGACAGAGCUCUCGAUUUCACCGAGCAAUGCAUGUGCGAACAACAACUGAAUAGCCUCGACACGCCAGAGAAAAACACUCAAAUGGAUCUGGGAUUCUCCUUUCAAAACCUGGUUUGA
This is a messenger RNA of Cladophialophora bantiana CBS 173.52, 285 nucleotides long. RefSeq lists its product as uncharacterized. Lineage: Eukaryota; Fungi; Ascomycota; Eurotiomycetes; Chaetothyriales; Herpotrichiellaceae. The coding region runs from base 1 to 285 and encodes 94 amino acids. The transcript is spliced from 2 exons. The record is from RefSeq and is a predicted model, not a curated record.